Molecule: messenger RNA, 1017 nt
Organism: Trichoplax adhaerens
Lineage: Eukaryota; Metazoa; Placozoa; Uniplacotomia; Trichoplacea; Trichoplacidae
Exons: 5
Coding region: 1-1017 (338 amino acids)
Source: RefSeq, a predicted model, not a curated record
AUGGAAGUAACUUCAUCUCCAGAUAAACUUGGCAAAUUUGAGGAUGCCCCUCCCUUGUCGAAGACUUAUUGCCAACGUAUAAGUGUUGAAGAAUAUGAACAAGUAGGAGAAGAAGCUACUCGUACAGCGUUAAAAAACUUAGUGUCCAAUUUAGAAGCUGAUUCGGAAUUAUACAAGCGAGUGUUGCGAAAAAGAAAGCAGGAAUCUUUAGAAAAUUCCGGCCUUUUUAGCUAUGUGAAAUGUAAAAUAUAUUCGUUUCUAAAUUACACUGAGCAUUUGCAAAUAUCAGAUGAAGAUUACCACAAUGAAAUAGAGCGGUUAAAGUAUAAUAUUAUAAAUGCCUUCAAUUAUGCUCAAGAAUCUAAACUCAAUAAAGACCAGAGAUAUUCCCGCAGAUUAAUAGAAAAAAAAAGUAAAGACAUGAUUGAAAAAAUGAUCCAGUCUUCUAUAACUGAAAUAGAACAAAAAGCCGAAUCUUCCUCUUCAUCUUGUUACCAACAAAGGGAAUCUGCUCAAGUAACUCUUAAAGCUCCACUACCACCACCACCACCACCACCACCACCACCACCAUUGCCCAGCGCACCCAUUAUGAGUAGCACUGAUGGAAAUACACGUAAUCCCGAAAAGAAACUUGGCAAUCAAUCUGAGUUGGACAAGAAAAAUGAAUUUACAACAGAAUCAACCAAAAAUACCUCUUCUAUUGAAUCUACGAAUUUAGAAGCAAAUAAGAAAUGUCCUAGUGUCGACGAGACUUCUUUGCACGAUUCUAUAAUGUCUGUAAUUAAGGAUGGAUCUGCUUUGGCAAGUUUGCGUAAAACGAGUGCCGAUGAUGAUCAAAUUGAAAUCAAAAGACGUCGAUUGCAACAAGAGGAUAAUGACGCUAUGAAAAAAUUUUUUAACGAAAAGCUCAUCGAUAAAUUUAAGAAUGUCGCUCGUAGUCCGGAAGUUUCUGACAUAUCCAAUAAUUCAGGGUUCGAUGAUGUCGUAAAUACUCAUAAUGGUAGUUGGUUACAGUAA